GCAGCCACUCUCUGGGACCGCUCUGCACGCGCGCGGUGCCGUUCCGCACGGCAACCUGCAGAGCCCCGCUAGCUAAAAUCUAAUUUCAGAUUGGACAACUGGGUCUUGCAGCCUUUCCACUGCCUCCUGGUCUUCUGGGAGUCUCCUGUUAAUGAGGCCCUCUGCCUGGCUCUUGACCUGAUGAUCACUGGCCUGGCUGUUGGAUCAGCUGAGGAGGACAUGUGGAGGGACCGCAAUGCCCGGGGGAGGUCAGGAACCAGGGAGCUACUACGUGGGUGUGGACGUUGGAACGGGCAGUGUGCGUGCGGCUCUGGUGGACCAGAGGGGAGUCCUUUUGGCUUUCGCAGACCAGCCAAUUAACCAAUGGGAGCCUCAGUUCAACCACCAUGAGCAGUCCUCGGAGGACAUCUGGGCCGCAUGUGGUGUUGUCACAAAGAAAGUUGUACAAGGGAUCGAUGUAAACCGAAUCCGAGGGCUUGGGUUUGAUGCUACAUGUUCUCUGGUUGUUCUGGAUAAGCAGUUUCGUCCUUUACCAGUAAACCACGAAGGGGAUUCCCACCGAAACAUCAUCAUGUGGCUGGACCACCGGGCGGUCAGUCAGGUCCACAGGAUCAACGAAACCAAGCACGGCGUCCUGCAGUGUGUUGGGGGCGUGAUGUCAGUGGAAAUGCAAGCCCCGAAGCUUCUGUGGCUGAAAGAGAACUUAAGAGAGACUUGCUGGGAUAAGGCGGGACAUUUCUUUGAUCUCCCAGACUUCUUAUCGUGGAAGGCAACAGGUGUCACAGCACGGUCUCUCUGCUCCCUGGUGUGCAAAUGGACAUACUCAGCAGAGAAAGGCUGGGAUGACAGUUUCUGGAAGCUGAUCGGCUUGGAAGAUUUUGUUGCGGAUAAUUACAGCAAAAUAGGAAACCAAGUACUGCCUCCUGGAGCUUCUCUUGGAAAUGGGCUCACACCAGAGGCAGCCAGAGAGCUUGGACUUCCUGCUGGAAUUGCGGUGGCAGCCUCACUUAUUGAUGCCCACGCAGGAGGCCUAGGAGUGAUUGGAGCAGAUGUGAGAGGGCAUGGCCUUGCCUGUGAGGGACAGCCAGUGACGUCACGGCUGGCUGUCAUCUGUGGAACAUCUUCUUGUCACAUGGGGAUCAGCAAAGACCCAAUUUUUGUACCAGGUGUCUGGGGCCCUUAUUUCUCAGCCAUGGUCCCUGGGUUCUGGCUGAAUGAAGGUGGUCAGAGCGUUACUGGAAAAUUGAUAGACCACGUGGUGCAGGGCCAUGCUGCCUUCCCUGAACUACAAGCCAAGGCCACAGCCAGAUGCCAAAGUGUAUAUGCAUAUUUGAACAGUCACCUGGAUCUGAUUAAGAAGGCUCGGCCUGUGGGUUUCCUCACUGUUGAUUUACAUGUUUGGCCAGACUUCCAUGGCAACCGGUCUCCCUUAGCAGAUCUGACACUAAAGGGCAUGGUCACCGGGUUGAAACUGUCUCAGGACCUCGAUGAUCUUGCCAUUCUCUACCUGGCCACAGUUCAAGCCAUUGCUUUUGGGACCCGCCUCAUCAUAGAGGCCCUGGAGGCGGCAGGGCACUCUCUCAGCACUCUUUUCCUGUGUGGAGGCCUGAGCAAGAAUCCCCUUUUUGUGCAGAUGCAUGCAGACAUUACAGGCAUGCCUGUGGUCCUGUCGCAAGAGGUGGAGUCUGUUCUUGUGGGCGCUGCUAUUCUGGGUGCCUGUGCCUCGGGGGACUUCGCUUCUGUACAGGAGGCAAUGUCUAGAAUGAGCAAAGUUGGGAAAGUUGUGUUUCCCAGACUUGAGGAUAAAAGAUACUAUGACAAGAAAUACCAAGUAUUCCUGAAGCUGGUUGAACACCAGAAGGAAUAUGCAGCAAUCAUGAAAGGAGACUGAGCAGAGCAUGCAGGUGCCAGUGCCAGAAGGUUCUGCGUCACUACAUCAGGGAUUUCUGUCUUAUCUUAUAUUCAAGACCCUUUAGGUAUCACUCUAUCAUUUCUGUAUCGUCUCUUAAUAAAGGCAACCAAGACGUGUGCAACCAGAA
Messenger RNA from Prionailurus viverrinus (fishing cat), 2039 nucleotides. It is a transcript of the gene FGGY, whose product is annotated as FGGY carbohydrate kinase domain containing. Gene Ontology annotation, molecular function: kinase activity; phosphotransferase activity, alcohol group as acceptor. The record is from RefSeq and is a predicted model, not a curated record. The transcript is spliced from 17 exons. Gene Ontology annotation, biological process: carbohydrate metabolic process. The coding region runs from base 236 to 1891 and encodes 551 amino acids. Lineage: Eukaryota; Metazoa; Chordata; Mammalia; Carnivora; Felidae.